CAAAACCAUUGCAAAAAAAUUGUUGUAGUGAAACUAGUUGGUGCUAUAACCGUUGUAGUGAAACUACUCUUUCCGUCUCCGACUUUAUUGAAUCUCAUCAUGGUCCACCUUCUUCUCUUUUGUCAAAUCCUACCACUCAAGUUACAUCUCGCCAUCCGACCCAAAGCCUACGUUGAUUUCCUUUGAGUAAUGGGAUGAAGAUAAGUUAGAAGAUCCCGAUUUGAAACCUGAACUGGAGCUUGACACUGAAAGAUCGAAAUUGAUAUCGGAUUAUACUGUUGAGAUAGUUCGUGUUUCUUUCUUAAUUAUGUUUGUAACAAAUUAAUUUACUGGGAAGAAUAAGAAUGAGAACAUAGUGUUAGCUUGGGAGAGUCAAUUCGCAACGAGGAAUUCAAUAUUUGAUAAGAAUUUUAGUUUAUUGGGUGUUGGGGAAACGGAAGAUUCUCCAUUAUUGUUAAAAGAAGGAUAAAAUAUGCUCAAAUUUUAUACUAGUGGGAAGAGAGUUUGUCAGGGUUUACUGGUUACGAUGGAGCUAAAAAGUCGGCAAGAUUUGAUAUUGAGGUUGUAUAAUAUGGUGGUCCCUUGUAAAGAUGAGAUAACGUUCAAGGUGUAUAUGAAUGAUGAUGCAAUGGAUCAUGUGGUUGUUGAUGUGGCUAAGAAGAAAUUGGCCGAGAUAAUGCAAAAAGAGAUUACGGAUCUCCAGAGAUUUGCAUCAGUGGUGAGUCCAUCAACUGGGGAGAAGUGGAUUACUGAUGAGUUGGUUGUUGUUGCUGAGUCCAAAGAGGUGGUAGGGGAUAUGAUCAGUGAAACCGUGCUUGAUCAGUGUUGAUAAGAGAAGUUACACAUCAACUUAUCGGGAAGAGCUGAAAUAUUAUCUUCGGACGGCACCAGAGGAUCGCAGACGACGGAUCAACACGUUGGAUUGGUGGAGGAGUAAUGAAACACAAUAUCCUAUGCUUUCAAGAUUAGUUAGAGAUAUCUUGAAUGUUCCAAUGUCAACCGUUGCAUCAGAGAGCGCCUUUAGUCAGGGACGACAGCAGCUUGGACGACAGCAGCUUAGAGACAACCGACACUCAUUGGGAAACAAUGCAAUGAAUGUUCUAGUUUGCCUCAGAGAUUGGAUUAGAGCGGAAAGAAGAAACCAAGGAAUGGAAUCGGAGCCGAGCGACGAGCUGAAACUUGAAGAAAUUAUGACUUCACGGGAGAACUCAGCAGAAUCAAGUCCAAUGCAUGGUUUUGCCCUCGUUGACUUCGACUAUCCUAUGCAAGUUCCCAUUAAUAUUAACAUGAAUGAGUUGAAAAAAAUGAUGCAUAAUUUAUAGAUUUUUAAUUCAUGUAAAUUAUAAAUUUUGGAACAUUUUGCAAUCAAUAAAAUUCCCCAAAUUCAUU
Capsicum annuum is the source of this 1389-nucleotide messenger RNA. RefSeq lists its product as uncharacterized. Gene Ontology annotation, molecular function: calcium ion binding. Gene Ontology annotation, cellular component: endoplasmic reticulum. The record is from RefSeq and is a predicted model, not a curated record. The coding region runs from base 473 to 829 and encodes 118 amino acids. NCBI's taxonomy places the organism in Eukaryota, Viridiplantae, Streptophyta, Magnoliopsida, Solanales, Solanaceae. The transcript has 3 exons. Gene Ontology annotation, biological process: endoplasmic reticulum calcium ion homeostasis.